UACUCUUUCUUCACUUCAGUGUCCGUGAUGGAGUCUCUUCGUCUGCUUGCUGUUUUAGCUCUGUUAUGUCUUGCUGCUGCUGGGAGGGACGAUGUGACGUCGUCUCAUUCGGCUGAAGAAUACUGGCGUUCAAUCUGGCCAGACACUUCUUUGCCAAAGAAUUUAGAGUAUCUUUUGGGAUCUGGAGGUGUGAACGAAGGAGAAAUUAAAGAUACUCAAUAUCCUUAUACUAGUUUCUUUGAAGAUGACCUUCAUCCUGGCAAAGAGAUGAAGAUAACAUUUAACUCGCCUUACCCAACUCAACCUUAUGGCAUCCUAGCAUUGAAAAGGAACAAUAUGAAUGAAAACUCAAAGAAGCCAACUUCAACUCAACCUUAUGGUGUUUUUGCAUGGAAAAAGAAUAGCAUGAAUGAAAACUCAGAGAAACCAGCUUCAACUCAACCUUAUGGUGUCUUUGCAUGGAAAAGAAACAAUAUGGAUGUAAACUCAAAGAAGCCAGCUUCAACUCAACCUUAUGGUGUCUUUACAUGGAAAAAGAAUAAUAUGGAUGAAAACUUAGACAAGCCAGUUACAGCUCAACCUUAUGGUGUCUUUGCAUGGAAAAGGAACAAUAUGGAUGCACAUUCAGAGAAACCAGCUUUAACUCAACUUUAUGGUGUCUUUGCAUGGAAAAGGAACAAUAUAGAUGAUAACUCAGAGAAGCCAGCUUUGGCUCAACCUUAUGGUGUCUUUGCAUGGAAAAAGAAUAAUAUGGAUGAAAACUCAGACAAGCCAGUUACAACUCAACCUUAUGGUGUCUUUGCAUGGAAAAGGAACAAUAUGGAUGCACACUCAAAGAAGCCAGCUUUAGCUCAACCUUACGGUGUCUUUGCAUGGAAAAAGAACAAUGUUUAUGAAAACUCAGAGAAGCCAACUUCAACUCAACAUUAUGGUGUCUUUGCAUGGAAAAGGAACAAUAUGAAUGAAAUCUCAGAGAAGCCAAAUUCAGCUCAACCUUAUGGUGUCUUUGCAUGGAAAAGGAAUAAUAUGGAUGACAACUUAGAGAGUCCUUCUUCAACUCAACCAUAUGGUGUCUUUGCAUGGAAAAGGAAUAAUGUGGAUGAAAACUUAGAGAAGCCAGCUACAACUCAACCUUAUGGUGUCUUUGCAUGGAAAAGGAAUAAUAUGGAUAAAAACUCAAAGAAGCCAGCUUUAGCUCAACCUUAUGGUGUCUUUGCAUGGAAAAGGAACAAUAUGGAUGCAGACUCAAUGAAGCCAGCUUUAGCUCAACCUUAUGGUGUCUUUGCAUGGAAAAGGAAUAAUAUAGAUGACAACUCAGAGAAGCCAGCUUCAACUCAACCUUAUGGUGUCUUUGCAUGGAAAAAGAACAAUAAGGUUACAAACUCAGAGAAUUUAAGCUUGGAAUCAAUAUGCAACAUUAAGGAAAGGUUUAUAGGAGAAAAUGACAAGUUUUGUGUAGAGUCCAUUGAAUCAUUACUUGAUUUCGUCAUUUCAAAGCUGGGGAAGGACAUUGAAGCUCUAACAAGCUCCUUUGUCCCUCAUCAAACUCAAUAUACAAUAUUGGAAGGCGUACAGAGGGUUUCAAAUAAAGGAGUGAUGUGUCACAAGUUGAAUUUUGAGAAGCCUAUGUUUUAUUGUCAUCAGGUGAAUGGAACAAUAACUUAUAUAGUUCCUAUGGAAGCUGCAGAUGGCACGAGAACAAAUAUAGUGGCUCUUUGCCAUCAUGAUACAAGAGGCUUGGAUCCUCAUAAGUUGUUCCAUCAACUUAAGGUCAUGCCAGGAACUGUGCCUAUUUGCCAUUUUUUAGGCUCGGGAGCUAUUUCUUGGGUUCCAAAGAACAAGGACCUUAAGGUUGCUUACUAGGCAAGCCAGGCUACCUAGGUUGACCUCUUUCAAUUAUGACUUAUAAAUAAAGCACCACCAUGUAUCGUUAUGUGUUUAGAUGUUGUGUGCUAGAUAAAACUAUCUGUAUAAUGCUUGUAUGUUAUGUAAUAUAUGUAUUAUAUUUGUGAUAUAAAAACAUUAAAAUCUAUAA
Molecule: messenger RNA, 2035 nt
Organism: Prosopis cineraria
Lineage: Eukaryota; Viridiplantae; Streptophyta; Magnoliopsida; Fabales; Fabaceae
Exons: 3
Coding region: 28-1863 (611 amino acids)
Source: RefSeq, a predicted model, not a curated record